Molecule: messenger RNA, 2271 nt
Organism: Mycosarcoma maydis (corn smut)
Lineage: Eukaryota; Fungi; Basidiomycota; Ustilaginomycetes; Ustilaginales
Product: putative methylcrotonoyl-CoA carboxylase biotin carboxylase chain
Exons: 1
Coding region: 1-2271 (756 amino acids)
Cellular component (GO): mitochondrion
Molecular function (GO): methylcrotonoyl-CoA carboxylase activity; ATP binding; metal ion binding
Source: RefSeq, a predicted model, not a curated record
AUGUCGACGGUGCGAAGCGGGGUGGUUGGUCGACAGUUGGGCACGUGGAGUGGCACAGAUGCUGGUGUGAGCAGGGGUCACGUUCAGCGCGCUCGAGGUGUAGGUGAGCGACGAAACGCUUCCAGUGUGGACGAGUCUCGACUGGAUACGCGUGCACCGCGCGCACUGAAGCGGUUGCCAGCCAAGAUCGUGAUCGCAAAUCGCGGAGAGAUUGCGUGCCGAAUCAUCGGCACCUGUCGCCGACUCGGUAUCUCGACCGUCGCCGUCUACUCGGAAGCGGAUGCCAUGUCUCAGCAUGUAAAGCUCGCCGAUGAGGCGUACUGCAUUGGUCCUGCCGCAUCCUCGGAAUCGUAUCUGUGUCAAGAAAAGAUCCUCGCCAUCGCACAACGUACGCAUGCAACCAUGGUGCAUCCUGGCUACGGCUUCCUCUCUGAAAACGCGUCGUUUGCCAAAUUGCUCCAAGACUCGCGCAUCACGUUCAUCGGUCCUCCUCCAAGCGCGAUCGAUGCAAUGGGCUCAAAGAGCGCAAGCAAAGACAUCAUGUUGGCGGCCAACGUACCGUGCGUGCCUGGAUAUCACGGUCUCCAACAGGACGCCGAAUCGCUUGCGUCCGAGGCAGACAAGAUCGGCUACCCGGUCCUCAUCAAGGCGGUCAAGGGCGGAGGUGGCAAAGGCAUGAAGAUCGCCUGUACGCGCGACGAGUUUGCGGAUGCGCUCUCGUCCGCGCAGCGUGAAGCGCUCAAGUCGUUCGGAGACGCUACGGUGCUCAUCGAGAAAUACCUCACUGCUCCACGCCACGUCGAGGUACAGGUGUUUGCAGAUACGCACGGCAAUGCAGUGUACAUCUCAGAACGCGACUGCUCGGUCCAACGUCGUCAUCAAAAAAUCAUUGAAGAAGCGCCCGCCCCGCACCUCGACGCACGCCUGCGAACCGAGUUGGGAGAAAAGGCAGUUGCUGCUGCCAAAGCGGUCGGCUACGUAGGCGCAGGAACGGUCGAGUUUAUUCUGGAUGCGCAGAGACCGCAAGAGUUCUACUUUAUGGAGAUGAACACGCGCCUGCAGGUGGAGCACCCGGUAACCGAGAUGGUCAGUGGCCUAGAUCUGGUCGAAUGGCAGCUUGAGGUGGCAGCUGGCAAUCGACUGCCUUUGCUGCAGCACGAGCUCAGCAUCCAAGGCCACGCAUUCGAGGCGAGGAUCUAUGCGGAAAACACGGAUGCCAACUUUCUUCCCGAUACAGGUACGCUCGUUCACGUCUCGUUGCCUCGCACGACGACGACGACGCACUCGAACCCGGCGCUCAUCCAUCGAGAUGCUGGCCAAGUGAGUUCGCUCAACGAUGCACAAGCCGUCGUCCGCGUCGACACGGGCUUUGUCACGGGCGACGAGAUUUCCGUCCACUACGAUCCGAUGAUUGCCAAACUCAUCGUCAAAGGUCGUGACCGUACCGAGGCGCUACGCAUCAUGGCUCAUGCACUAUCGCAGUACCAGGUGGUGGGACCGAUGACCAACAUCCAGUUUCUAAAGAACCUCGUGCGACAUCCCAAGUUUAUCGCCGGUGAGGUGGAGACAGGCUUUAUAGCAAAGUACGGAGAGCAGGCGUUGUUUGGCGAUCCGUAUACGAGCGAGGCUGAGUUGGGCGAGGCGAUUGCGCAGGGGGUUGUGUGGAUCUACCAGCGCGAUCUUGGUGCUACUUUGGACGACGCCAAGCGGGGUGUGUGGACGAGCGAUGAGUUUGUUCGUUGGCAGAGCCGCACGUUUUCGGUCGGUCACAAGACGCUGGGGGAGGUGCAGGUCUGCGUGACGCCUACGAAUGCACGAGCCGACACGUUUCAUGUCGUCAUUGACGCCCGCGACGGAUCGCAGAUGCGGUACGACUCGCUGCGCACACAUGGCUCCACCACGAUCGCGCACACUGCUUCUUCAGGCUCGUCGCCACCCGUCUACACAACCUUCCUCGCCACCGGCGUCUCGACCAGCUUCAACCUACUCGCGCCCACCUGGUUCUCACAAACGACCACAGCCUCAACGCACAUGGCGUCCGACCUAGUCAGCUCGCCUAUGCCGAGCAAGAUCGUCGAUUGCAAAGUCAAGCGCGGCGACUCUGUCAAAGCUGGCCAAACCAUCGUCAUCCUAGAGGCGAUGAAGACAGAGAUCUCGCUCAAGGCUCCUAGAGAUGCGGUCGUAGAGAGCGUCAGCGCAAAGUGCAAGCCCGGUGGCUUGGUAGCCGAGGCAACUGUGUUGGUAACGUUUGUCGCGCAAAACGACGAGUAG